AUGGAACCCGCCCCGACCCCAGUGUGCGACCGCAGGGAGGCUGGGCGGGCACGAGACACACCCCCGGGGUGCGGGCGCCUGCAGGGAGGCGAGGAGGCCGGACCCCGACCGCGCCGAGGCAGGGGCAGGGGCGGCUCCUCGGGCAUCCCGGGCGCCCGCCACAGGGGGCUGGACGCCAGCGGCCACCUCGAGGCGCCGGGCGGAGGCCCGACAAUUGGAUUCCACAAAACUGGUGAGAAGAGUCUGCAGAGCUUUCAGUUAAAAGGUGUCCCUUUUUCUGUAUAUGGAAACCUUGCAGUAAAAGAUUGUUGUAUUAAUCCCCAUUCUCCGUUGCUUCACUUGACCGAAUCUUCUAAGCUGGAAAAAGGUUCUUUGCCUGGAACUGACUGGACAGUUUUUCAGAUUAAUCACUCAGCCUACCAACCAGUAAAGACCCCAGAAAAUCUUUCUCCUCCCAUCUCUAAAGGUGCUUUUUAUGCCACUAUCAUACAUGACCUGGGGCUUCACGAUGGAAUUCAGCAAGUUCUUUUUGGCAACAACUUGAACUUUUGGCUGCACAAGCUCAUCUUCAUAGAUGCCAUCUCCUUCUUGUCAGGGAAGAGGCUGACAUUGUCCUUGGACAGGUACAUCCUUGUGGACAUUGAUGAUAUAUUUGUGGGAAAGGAAGGAACAAGAAUGAACACCAAUGAUGUUAAAGAGCACGGCAUUCCUACUGACAUGGGCUACGCGGUGGCCCCUCACCAUUCGGGCGUCUAUCCUGUACAUGUCCAGCUUUAUGAGGCCUGGAAGAAGGUUUGGAAUAUUAAAAUCAGCAGCACUGAAGAGUAUCCACAUCUGAAACCAGCCAGAUACCGGAGGGGCUUCAUCCACAAAAACAUCAUGGUUCUUCCAAGACAAACCUGUGGGCUUUUUACUCACACAGUUUUCUACAAAGAAUAUCCAGGAGGCCCUAAAGAGCUGGACAAGAGUAUCCAAGGAGGUGAACUUUUUCUCAUUGUGGUCCUCAACCCAAUCGGCAUUUUCAUGACCCAUUUGUCCAACUAUGGGAAUGACCGACUGGGAUUAUACACAUUUGUUAAUCUUGCCAAUUUCGUGCAGAGCUGGACCAACCUGCGACUUCAGACUCUGCCUCCAGUGCAACUGGCUCACAAGUAUUUUGAGCUCUUUCCUGAUCAAAAAGACCCUCUCUGGCAGGAUCCCUGUGAUGACAAACACCACAGAGACAUUUGGUCUAAAGGAAAAACUUGUGAUCGGUUACCAAAAUUUUUGGUAAUAGGACCCCAGAAAACCGGUGAGAAUUUUUUAUGUUAUGAUUAA
Galeopterus variegatus (Sunda flying lemur) is the source of this 1317-nucleotide messenger RNA. RefSeq names its product bifunctional heparan sulfate N-deacetylase/N-sulfotransferase 3-like. The record is from RefSeq and is a predicted model, not a curated record. NCBI's taxonomy places the organism in Eukaryota, Metazoa, Chordata, Mammalia, Dermoptera, Cynocephalidae. Gene Ontology annotation, cellular component: Golgi apparatus. The transcript has 3 exons. Gene Ontology annotation, molecular function: heparan sulfate N-sulfotransferase activity; deacetylase activity. The coding region runs from base 1 to 1317 and encodes 438 amino acids.